Messenger RNA from Eremothecium gossypii ATCC 10895, 1173 nucleotides. RefSeq names its product RNA lariat debranching enzyme (gene DBR1). Gene Ontology annotation, cellular component: nucleus. Gene Ontology annotation, molecular function: RNA lariat debranching enzyme activity. The record is from RefSeq and is marked provisional. The transcript has a single exon. Lineage: Eukaryota; Fungi; Ascomycota; Saccharomycetes; Saccharomycetales; Saccharomycetaceae. Gene Ontology annotation, biological process: mRNA splicing, via spliceosome. Bases 1 to 1173 code for a protein of 390 amino acids.
AUGACACAGGAAACGCUUCGUAUCGCCGUACAGGGAUGUGCGCACGGGCAGUUGGAUCGCAUCUACGAUGCAGUGGCCAAUAUGCCAGAGCAGCCGGACCUGCUGUUGGUGCUCGGGGAUUUCCAGUCUCUGCGGACAACGGCGGACUAUCCUAGUAUAAGCGUUCCCCGCAAGUACGCAAGUCUCGGCGACUUCCCCAGCUACUUUUCCGGGGAGCGCACUGCGCCUGUGCUGACGGUGUUCAUUGGCGGGAACCACGAAAACUUCGCACAGCUGCUGGACCUGCCGCACGGCGGCUGGGUAGCGCGGAACAUAUACUACAUGGGGUACAGCAAUGUAUUCUGGUUCCGGGGCGUGCGGAUCGGCGGCCUCAGCGGAAUUUACAAGCACUGGGACCUGGUUGCUGCGAGACCACCAACGGCGGCUGCGGCGGCGGCGUCGUGGGGGUCUGUGGUGCGGUCAUUGUACCACGUGCGCAUGGCGGAUGCUCUGCCGCUGCUUUUGCUGGACCCUGCGCGGCGCCUGGACGUGAUGAUGAGCCAUGACUGGCCGCGCGGCAUUGAACAGUAUGGGAAUUGCGCCCAGCUGCUGCGCUGGAAACCGCACUUUCGCUCCGACGUCUCUGCGGGGCGCCUGGGGUCGCCAUUGAGCUGGGAGAUGUUGCGGCGGCUGCGGCCACGCCGAUGGCUCAGCGCGCACCUGCACGUGAAAUUCGAGGCUGCGGUCGAUCAUGAUAAGUUAGACCAGAAGGACUCCGACGAGAUUGCAUUGGACCUGGAUGACGCCCCUGCACCGCCGCCCGUCAAGACCGAGUUUCUUGCGCUCGAUAAGUGCAAGGCAGGUCGCAAUACCCACCUGGCCAUGCUCUGUGUCACAGCAGAUCCCGGCCACCCCUCCGCUGCCGAUCCUGAACACCUCUUUUGGGACCCGGAGUUCAUCAGCAACGUGCGUUUUGUGCAAUGCGACCCACAGGGCCUGGCGGCAACCCGCAGACAUUUUUCUCCGACAGACGUGCAGCACCUCUUCGCGGAGCGCGCCCCACUGCGGCAGGAACCAGACACGGACUGGAGCGGCUAUCGCAUCCCCCCCUUCGAGCCUGAAAUGCUAACGGAAACCAAAAUCCAAACAGAGCACUUUCGCGCGGCGUUUCUAGGACCGCCUAGCGUUACGUAG